AUGUUGUCCUUGUCCUGGAUGGCAUGCCUCAGCGUUCUCCUUCCCUUGGCUACCGCCGCGUGCUGUAACGGUGACGACGACGUCCGAUGUGAAGAUGGCACUCGAAGUACACCAUGCUGCGGAUACGGAAAAUGUAACAUAUUCUGCUGCGCCUGCAAAGGCGGCUGUCGUCACACGAAACGGGACCUUCCACUUGAAUUGGCUGAUCGUUCGGACGCUACCACCACAGCUUUCAUGGAAGCUGAUACAGAGGGUACGGGCAGUAUCACUCUGGACCGCUAUCUGGAGUAUAUGGCGGUGAAGGGAGAUAGUGAGGUAUGGGUAAAGUGGUUUGACGACCAUGAAAACGCGGUUCUAGCCAAGGAUCAAUACGGCUUGCGGAAUGAUGCUGUAGAUGCCUCUAACACAACAUGGUGCUAG
Alternaria rosae is the source of this 420-nucleotide messenger RNA. RefSeq lists its product as uncharacterized. The record is from RefSeq and is a predicted model, not a curated record. The coding region runs from base 1 to 420 and encodes 139 amino acids. Lineage: Eukaryota; Fungi; Ascomycota; Dothideomycetes; Pleosporales; Pleosporaceae. The transcript has 3 exons.